ACGAGACAGACAGGACAGAGAAGUCGCGAAAAAACAAAUGGCGUAACAUCGUCGGUGCCCACAUUCAAAACGGGACGAGUCUAGCUCUUUUGGAAGCUUUGCAGUCGAAAGAUUGGUGUAAUUUGCGUAUUUUUUUAGUAUCCGAUGUGAAAAUAGCAGCCAUUGGACUGCUGCUUCUUGUAAAAAGUUCAAAGUUCUCGGUUUUUAGUUCUUAGUUGGUGGAUAUCCUGCGGCGUGUUUGUAAAAAAGCAAGAAUAACUUUGGAUUCCGCUGUUCAGAAGCCUCUUUGUAAUAACUUUGUGCAGAGUGCAGAAUUUUCGCAGGGAUAACCGCAGCGGACAUCAGCAGCCAGCAAGCGGAAGAGGUCGGGCAAAAAAGUGAUUUUUCAGUGUCCCAUUUCGGCAGAAACUGUAAAUAGUGCUUCGGAUCGGACGAUCACAGAAAUAUUAUCCAUCAAAUUUUCAGUUCGGUUUUACGGCAUUUUCUCCGGGACGGAACACUCUGCUCCCUGUAAAUUUGUACAGUUAGUGAUAGACACGAUUAUUGCAGCAUUUUCGCGAUUCCAUAUCCGCGGAGAAGAAGACAGCUUUGGGCGGUCGUGAGUGUGUUGGUGAACCGAUCGAGCGCUUCUGGAAUAUCCAGUUUGUCCAAUUCCUCGGCGGCAUUCGAAGAAGAAAAAUCCUCCGCCGCAGUGGCGAAGAAGAGUUUGUGGUACUGGUGAAGCGAAAUUCCCUGGCUGCAGCGCCCCGAGCCGCGUUGGAGGUGUGUGCGUGCGGUUGUUAGCAUUCGGGCAAGUCCAGAAGUGUGAAGCUAGACCCGGGCCUUUGGGUGGUACUACUUCCGGAUUCCUUGGCCGGAGCAAGCAGAAAACUGGCGUUAGAUCGAAUUGUUUGCGCGUGAACGGAAGUGACCGGAUUGUGACUAAUCGAAAAAUUUGCUGGUAGAAUAAUUGGGAAGAUCAUUGGCCCAAUCGGAAGAAAUUGUGGAAUUGUGUGGAAAAGAGUACCCAGAGAGGACGCGGAAGUGUAUAAUAGUGAGUGGUUUGGAGCAUUCGGGAGGGCAAAAAAUCGGCAAGUCCUGGGCAGAAGAGAAGUGGGCACACAAGUGCUAACCAUAGCAAGAGUGCGGUGUUACGCCGAAAGUAUUAUAACAGCAGAAGAGACCCUUUUGGGUUCGGCUAAGUGCAUGGUUGUUAGAUAAGAGCGGAAUAAAGUUAAUUCGAUUAAGUCGGAAUCGAGGGCAAAACGGAGAAGCAGGAAACGCACAAGCGACAACAAUAAUUUUUGUUUGUGGAUUUGUUUUCAAACAAUUCACUCUUGGCAGUAAUCUCAACGCAACGCAACAUCGCCGUUAUCGGUUUCCCAGCUAGGAGAAGCCGGCAAGCUGCGUUAGCUCUGGUUGUAUUGCGGUGCGUGCUUUUUCGUGCGUUGAGCGGGUUCUGGUUGGGUGCGACAAGGACCGAAUCCAUCACCGGCCUACCAACCGAUGCAAGUGUUUUAGGGUGCGCAACCAAAUCGAAAAUAGAAAGAAGAUCCAUUCGUUAUUGUCGAAAAGUGUGUGCAGUGGCUGUCGUCUGCGUGGAGAAAAACCCAUCGAAGUGCGCGCGUGGGCUUGGGCGGUGUUUUUGAAAUAUUGUUCCGGUCCCGAAAAGCUCCCAAAAUUCAUCUGGAAGUGGUGAGUAUCGUAUCGAACAAUCAUGCUGCAGCAUCCACUCGAGCCGGAGGUGGCUGCCAUGAAACUGCUCGGUGGACAUGACGAUGGUGGUGGACGGGGCGCUCCGAUCCGAUCACAGGACGACGCCGCUGUCGGUUAUGUCUUUCAGCGGCAUCCCAACGAGACCGAGUUCAACCAGUUCGCUCAGAAGCAGUCCCGGUGGGCUUCCGGGGAUGAUGCCAUUAUCGAUAACCAGGACAAAUGGAAGUACAAUCCAACGCUCACGAACAACAGCACCGGUGGGUUGCUUCCGCCUCCGUCGAUGGCGUCGGUCAACAAACACCACCAAGCACAGCCGCAAGCCCAGCAGCAACAGCACCAGCAGCAGCAACAACAGCAACUGCCCAUGAUCAAUCAUCACCCGUCGCAGCUCGCGAGCCACUUGAACCAUCAGAAUCAUCUCAACCAAACAAUGCUCAACCACACGGCCAUGGGCAAUGCGGCCGCCGUCAGUGGCCUCCCGACGAUGCAGAUGCCCAUGCAGGGCGCCGGCAUGUACGAUCACCUGCAUCCCCCGAACGUUAAUGUGAACGUGAACGGAGUCGUACCGAAGCCGCCGCCCGGCCAGGAACAGUUGGUCUUCCUGGGCGGUGGCCAACAGUACGGUGUCCUAGCGCCACAGAAUCAGUACAUCGCACGGAACAACGCAGCGAUCACCACAUCAGCAACGAAGAAACUCUGGGAAAAAGGCGGCAGCAACGAUGUGAAGGUGGCCACCGGAGGGGCCACUGGCCCGUUGGCGCCGCUUCAGCUGCACGGCACCACCGACCAUCAGGUGUGGCGUGAUUCCACCUGGUCAUCGCAGGGCGAUGCGAUACUGGCCUCGAGACGUAUCUUCCCGCACGCGCCCGACACGAAUCCGACCGGAUCGACAGGAAUUUUAAGCCCCCGGGAUUCCACUGGAGGACUUGGUGUAAAAAUGGUAGAAUACGUCCUCGGUGGAUCUCCAACAAACAAAGAAAGUCCGCUUGCUAGUUUAGAACCUCGAUUUAAGGGAUUGAAAUUUGAUGAUAAUGACAAAAUACAAUCUCAAUUGCCCUUUCAGACAUCUGACGAUAAAGAUAAAGCUAACUCGCCAUUCGAAUCGAACGGUUUGAAAAAGGAAGAAGUGAAUUCGACCAAUGGUGUGGUGAUCGUAAAUGGAAUUGAUGACGACAAAGGAUUUAAUCGCACCCCUGGUUCCCGACAGCCAUCGCCGGCUGAGGAACAACUGCCGCGAGCUUCCAAUCUGUUGGAUGCUCCUUCGCAUCACGGUUCCGGCUUCCCGCAGCACCCGUCCCUCCAUCACAUGCUUGGUUCGGCGGCUGCUGCUGCCGCCGCUGCCGCUGCGGCAGGGGUCGGAGCUGGUGCCGGAGCGAAUGAUUUGGCCCAGCAGGCGGCUGCUGCCGCACUGGGUUCCUACCACCAUCCUCAGAUGAUCAAUCAGAUGAAUCAAAUGAAUCAGCUUAACCAGAUGAACCAGAUGAGCCAGAUGCAGAGCCACGUCAUGAACGGCGUAGGAGGGAUCCCGCAGAUAACACAGAGUCAAAUGGUUAGUCAACCCGGUCAGGGUCCUAACCAGAUUGAAUCGCCCGCUAAUCUGCUGCAGCAGCCUCACAAUUUCGAUGUACAGCAACUAUUCAGAUCCAAUCCCGGUCUAACGGCUGCCAACUCGGCGGUCCCGGGUGCACCAAACGGACAGCCACUGCCACAGUCAGCCCUCUCGCUAUCGGCGGCCCAACAACAGCAACAGUUUCUAGCGCAACACAAUGCAGCCUAUGCGGCGCAACAGGCGGCGCCCUACGUCAUCAAUCCGGGUCAGGACCCGUCGCCGUAUAUGGGGGCGCUCAUCACGGCCGGUGUCCCACAGUACUAUGGAGUUGCAGCCCCCUGGGGCGUUUAUCCUGCCAAUUUGAUCCCCCAGCAGCAAUCACAGCCUCGGAGGCCAUUAACGCCCUCCCAGCAAGGUGCCGAAAAUCAACCCUACCAGGUGAUAUCGGCUUUCUACGAUCAGAGCGGUUCGCUGGUGAUGGGACCUCGCACCGGAACGCCGAUGCGGCUGGUGAGUCCGGCACCACCGGUGCUGGUACCGCCGGGUGCGGCCGGUCCGCGCGCUCCCCAAGCACCGCCAGCGAUCUACCCGCCGCAGACUGCCCAGCAGAGCAUGUAUUCCGCCGCCGCGCAGAAUGGAUCCAACAUUGGAGGUCUGGCUCUAAGCACAUCGUCCCUGACAGCCCGUAGGGACUCGUUCGAUCGUAACACAUCGGCCUUCAGUCCUUCGUUGGACUACACAUCGGCGUCCACGAAUGCCGUGGUGAGCAAUGCAGCGGCAGCGGCGGCGGCCGUCGCCCGGAAGUGGCCCGUAGGAGCAGGCAGCUAUGGAGGUUUAAGCGCAAUUACGGCCUCGGCCAGUCCACUUGGUGCCUCAAUCACGCCUCCACCGGUUUCGGGACUGGGAGCGCUGGUUACAAGCCGUGCGCCGGGUGCAGAAACCAAGUAUCGGCAGAUCAACCAGUUAGCUCCGGGUAUUUCGGCGAACGCUAUGUUCGGAUCCAGUAACUCACUCUUCUCCAAACUAUCCGGAACGGCAGUCAGACCCACAGCGGCAGCAACGGCCGUAGUUACGGCCGUUGCCGGAGCUGCUCCAGGAAUGGAUCGUCCACCAGGACGUUCGCGAUUAUUGGAAGAUUUCAGAAAUCAACGCUAUCCUAAUCUUCAGCUACGCGACCUCACUAACCAUAUCGUAGAAUUCUCACAGGAUCAGCACGGUUCACGAUUCAUUCAGCAAAAACUUGAGCGAGCGACGGCUGCCGAGAAGCAGUUAGUUUUCAAUGAAAUUCUCGGGGCCGCGUACAGUUUAAUGACCGACGUAUUCGGUAACUACGUCAUUCAAAAGUUCUUCGAAUAUGGCUCGCCGGAACAGAAGCAAGCCCUUGCCCAGCAAGUUAAAGGACACGUACUCCCGCUAGCUCUUCAGAUGUACGGUUGUCGGGUCAUCCAGAAGGCCUUAGAGAGCAUUCCGACGGAACAGCAGCAGGAAAUCGUCCGGGAGUUGGACGGCCACGUGUUAAAAUGCGUAAAGGAUCAGAACGGAAACCACGUGGUACAAAAGUGCAUCGAAUGCGUUGAGCCAACGGCACUGCAGUUCAUCAUCGAUGCAUUCCGCAAUCAGGUUUACUCGUUGAGUACUCAUCCGUACGGAUGUCGGGUCAUCCAGCGGAUACUGGAACACUGUACGCCGGAGCAGACGUCGCCGAUUCUGGCCGAACUGCAUGCCAAUACGGAGCAGUUGAUCCAGGACCAGUACGGCAACUACGUCAUUCAGCAUGUGUUGGAGCACGGUAAACCAGAGGACAAAUCGGUUCUGAUUGCCGCUGUGCGGGGAAAAGUGCUGAUUCUGUCACAGCAUAAGUUCGCUUCGAAUGUGGUGGAAAAGUGCGUAACGCAUGCAACGCGAGCCGAGCGGGCACUGCUGAUCGAAGAAGUGUGCUCCUUCAACGAUGCCGGUCUCCACGUGAUGAUGAAGGACCAGUACGCCAACUAUGUGGUCCAGAAGAUGAUCGACGUGUCGGAACCGACGCAGCGUAAGGUGCUGCUGCACAAGAUUCGCCCGCACAUGAACUCGCUGAAGAAGUACACCUACGGCAAGCACAUCAUUGCCAAGUUGGAUAAGUUUUCGCUGAAAACACCCAACUCCAUCGGUGGCGGUAGCGGUGGACCGGCGGGCGCUGGUGGAAUACCGAGCGGUGGCGUGGGUGGUGCCAACAGUAGCACCGUUUCGGUUAACAAUGGAAACAGUAAUGGCAAUGGGGACGUCGGAAGUGUCGGUACCAAUGGAACCAACGGCGCUGGCCAGCAGAUGGUACCGAGCUCGAAUGGGAAUUUGUCAGCCAGCAAUGGAACCGGUGUGGUCGUCGUCAACAGCACUGGCAACGGAGGAGUGACGAAUCUGGGUCCCAUCGGGCCACCACCUACAAAUGGGGUGGUAAUGUAAGUUGAGAGAAAAGGCCGUCGAUGAUUAAUGAUUGUAUCAUAUAUUUAGGGAGUUUCUUUUAAGAGGUAAGAAAAGUUAGAAUGCGCGCUUGGUCAAUAGUUCGGAUUAUGCACACCAGAAAAAAACGAACACACACACUCAAACGCAAAACAAGAUGCUUUACGCUACUGCACACGGGAAUGUGCCUUCGAUCGCCGGAGGAAAAGCUGCCACAAACGCGGGGAGUUAGAAGUGGUGGCGCGACUUUUAUUUUGUAUAGAAACCAUUUGUAAAUAUUUUUCCUAUUUUUUUACAUUCGGAGAUUUUUCUCUGUCGAAACAUGUGUUUAGUAGGUUUUGUUUUAAAAGUGGCAGGAUCGAACCGAGAAAGACUUUUGAUUAUAUAAAUACUAAGAACAAACGACGUGGUUAGUAGUUAGAUGUUCUGCACAGUUCGGAUGUACACAAUCUUCCCCCAACAGAUGUAAUAAGUUAUUUGUUUAUAGGAACAUGCAGAUAAAAAUGAAGACGGAUCUCAGCCCCAUUUAUAAGUUUAAAACACGUUCGAGACUAGAUAGAAACUGUUCGGAGACAGUUCCCGUGUAUGUUUUAUUAAGGAGAUAAUGUAUUCGUUUUUAUAUUAUUAUUGAAGAAACUAUUCUUCUCCGCGAUAGAAGCGCAUUCCAAGAGAUUAGCCAAAGCUGCAAGGCAUCCUCAGAAUUAAUCCCCAUUUGAAUGCCAUAGAAAGCACUCAAAGACUAUUAUACAGAAAAGGAUUUGCAAUUUCAAAACCCAGAGAUUAUCGUGACAAGAAAAUUUUAAUCAAUAGUUUUACAAAUAGUUCAGGAAAUGAAGCAUUCAUAUCAACAUCAGCAGUACAAUAAUUCACUCAUAAUGAAAUCCCAUCAUUUUUUAUAGUUUGCCGGUAAAAUAUUGUCCAUAAUAGAGCAGAUAUUUAAAAAAAAAGCGCUUCGAACUUUUCGACUUGAUCGGUUUGAGACUCCCGUUCUAGGCGAUUUAGUAUAGAGUGUACGAUUAGGAUGAAAGGAAACUCUCUUUGUUGUGGAACAUUGCAACAUAUACAUAUAAAUUAUUGAGCGAUAACAAAGAGAUGGCGUAACCCGGUGGGAGCAGCAACUAUACAUAAUAUGAAUUGGUAAUAUUUUAUGUGUAUCCUGUAUUGUAAUCAAAGUCUUAACGCUAUUGUAGAUUGAUGAAUUUGUAGUAGAAAGAAGAAGACUUUUGGAUGUAUGUAAAUCACGUAUAAAUAGUAGCUAAUGACUAGAAGAACUCGACUUUAGGCGCAGCUUUUGGCAGUAGAGGGAGGCUAUUUAGCUUGUGAUACAUUUAGCUCGACGCAUGCAGUGUAUAAAAAUUUGAUUAGUGCACUUCAUGUUUCAGGAUAAGCAAAAAGAUCAGCUGUAUAUAUUUUUUGUAAUAUUAUUUAUCCGAGGAAAACAAGGAAAGUUUGAAACAAACCACGAACGCAAA
This is a messenger RNA of Armigeres subalbatus, 7155 nucleotides long. RefSeq names its product maternal protein pumilio (gene pum). The transcript is spliced from 14 exons. Gene Ontology annotation, molecular function: mRNA 3'-UTR binding. The record is from RefSeq and is a predicted model, not a curated record. Gene Ontology annotation, biological process: post-transcriptional regulation of gene expression. Gene Ontology annotation, cellular component: cytoplasm; nucleus. NCBI's taxonomy places the organism in Eukaryota, Metazoa, Arthropoda, Insecta, Diptera, Culicidae. The coding region runs from base 1697 to 5686 and encodes 1329 amino acids.